ACCCUCAUUAAUACUGAGGCUUUACUGUAGAACACAUGGGAUUUUUAAUAAAAAAUAAUUUGAACAACAUGCUGAUCAAAUGUUUUAUUAAGAUAAACUAAAAUUAAUUUUAAAAAAUCAAAUGUAAAUGAAAAAUAAUGUAAUAACUAAAAUAAACAUGUUUAAAUAGAUCAUAAUGAAAAUAAUAAAUUAGAUAUUGGAACAAAAUUAUUUGUUAAAAUCCGAUUUUAAUAAAAAGAAAAAACAACUAAUACAGUCACUGAUCAAUCCAAGUUGUAGAAAUAAAAUCUCUGAGAAGCAGAAACAUUAAAUUAUUCUCCUUUAACCCGUUUUACACUUUAAUCUUAAUAAAAUCUUGGGUAGUAUAUACAACAUUACAAAGUACCAGAAGUAUUUAGUGCUAUCUAAGUGAGACAGUAACAGAUGGUCCAGCUUUCUGCAGAUUCUCACAGUACGUGAUGGAAGCACUUCUGAUCUGCUGGAUUUUAAUGUUUGAGUUUUAUUCUCUGUCUAAUGUAAAACACAUCAAUUUAAUCUUGCUUUCUGGACUAUGUCAUAUCAAUGAUUUGUCAUUAAAUAAAUAUUUUUGUUUCACUGUAAAUUCAUGAAGCACAAUGUUCAAUGAAAGUUUAAUUCAAUUUUAUCUGCAAUACAAUACAAGCAUUACUUCUUAUUUUUAUUUAUGUCACUGAGUGCUGUACUGAUGUAUUGUUGCCAUUCUAUUCGGCCUGCAUUUAUUCUGAUGUGACUGAAAUUUAAUAUCUGAUCAUACUGGGUUAUAACAAGUCUUUAAAAAGUCUUUGUUGUACUGUUUUGUUGUUUUCAGCUGUUUUUACUGUUUUAUUAUUUUUCUCAGUCAGUCUACGGUUUCUGACUUCCAUUAAAUUGGAGCUUUAAGUUAAAAUCUGAAGUUUUGGGUUAGUCUUUUGUUUUGAAGGCGGCACAGGAUGCGCGCUGCUCCUGCCGCCGACUUGACGCGUGCGUCGUCGCGUUUGCCGCUCUGCUCUGCCGCGCGGACAGAUUUUCUCUCCGCCGAUCUGCGUCCAAUCACGGCGGCUGCUCUGCGCUCCGAGGCCGGGAACCGUCCGACUGGAUCCGUCCGACGCCUGGAGAACCGGCUCCGGACCGAGGAACGACUCGCGGAUGGUUUUGUCUCUGGGCGGGGGACCUGGAAAGCGGGGCCCGCAGCGGGAGCAGGGAGGAGGCCCCGACGCCGCCUUGUUCUGACCCAGAAAACAGCACCGACGGCCGGGCUGCCUGUCAACUAGCAGGCCGGCUAGCAUCUGUAGCACCGCAGCUCGCAGGGAGGCACCGAGGAGGACGGAUAACGGGACCGUUCUUCCCCCGUUAGGAUCGAGUUUUUGGCUCUUGUGACUCACCGGAAGAAUAUUCAGCUUUAUUUUAUUAAUUUCUAAACCUUCUGGAAGGCUGCUGGCCAGCUAGCUCCGGGCUAGCCGUCCCAGUUAGCUUCUCUCCCCGGCGACCAGACAGCGGAGGCUCCGGAGGAGUCCAGGCGGUCUUCUGUGCUUUCCAACCCGGUAAUAGACCUCACCGGAGGCCGGGGACUCAAAAAAUGGCUGCCGCCUUAAUCAAAGAAAUCGUGAGCCGGAAUAAAAGGAGAUACCAGGAGGACGGCUUCGACCUGGACCUGACCUACAUUUAUCCGAACAUCAUAGCGAUGGGUUUUCCUGCAGAGCGUCUGGAAGGAGUUUAUAGAAACAACAUCGAUGACGUCGUUCGGUUUUUAGAUUCAAAGCACAAGAAUCACUAUAAGAUCUACAAUCUGUGUGCAGAGCGACAUUACGACACGUCCAAGUUCAACUGUCGAGUGGCUCAGUAUCCAUUUGAGGACCACAACCCUCCCCAGCUGGAGCUCAUCAAGCCGUUCUGUGAGGACCUGGACCAGUGGCUCAGUGAGGAUGAGCAGCACGUCGCUGCCAUCCACUGCAAGGCCGGCAAGGGGCGCACCGGUGUCAUGAUCUGCGCCUACCUACUGCACCGCGGGAAGUUCCAGGAGGCCCAGGAGGCACUCGACUUCUACGGAGAGGUCCGGACCCGCGACAAGAAGGGCGUGACCAUCCCCAGCCAGCGGCGCUACGUGGUCUACUACAGCUUCCUGCUGAGGAACCAGCUGCAGUACAAACCCAUUGCUCUGCUGUUCCACAAGAUGCUCUUCGAGACCAUCCCCAUGUUCACCGGAGGAACCUGCAACCCUCAGUUCGUGGUGUACCAGCUGAAGGUGAAGAUCCACACGUCGACUCCGACUCACACCAGGAGAGAAGAUAAACUGAUGCUGUUUGAGUUUCCUCAGCCGCUGCCUGUCUGUGGAGACAUCAAGGUGGAGUUCUUCCACAAACAGAACAAGGUCAUGAAGAAGGAAAAGAUGUUCCACUUCUGGGUCAACACGUUCUUCAUCCCUGGGCCCGAGGAGAACCUCGACAGGAUGGAGAACGGCAGCGCCGGGACGCUGCGAGAACUGACUGACAGAACACACCAGAACCUUGCAAUGACGACAGCGGGCAGCGAAACCAACGACAGAGAAUAUCUGAUUUUGACUCUGACCAAGAACGACCUGGACAAGGCCAACAAGGACAAGGCCAACAGGAACUUCUCCCCCAACUUCAAGGUAAAACUUUACUUCACCAAGACGGUGGAGGAGGGAUCGAACUGUGACGCCGGCAGCACAUCGGCCUCGGUGACGCCGGACGUCAGCGACAACGAACCGGAUCACUACCGUUACUCCGACACGACGGACUCAGACCCUGAGAACGAGCCGUUCGAAGAUGACCACCACAACCAGAUCACUAAAGUCUGACACACGUGUACAUAUAUACAUAUAUAA
Messenger RNA from Amphiprion ocellaris (clown anemonefish), 2842 nucleotides. RefSeq names its product phosphatase and tensin homolog B (gene ptenb). The record is from RefSeq and is a predicted model, not a curated record. Gene Ontology annotation, cellular component: cell projection; cytosol; plasma membrane. Gene Ontology annotation, biological process: cell motility; phosphatidylinositol 3-kinase/protein kinase B signal transduction; regulation of phosphatidylinositol 3-kinase/protein kinase B signal transduction. Bases 1574 to 2815 code for a protein of 413 amino acids. Gene Ontology annotation, molecular function: protein tyrosine phosphatase activity; phosphatidylinositol-3,4,5-trisphosphate 3-phosphatase activity; inositol-1,3,4,5-tetrakisphosphate 3-phosphatase activity. NCBI's taxonomy places the organism in Eukaryota, Metazoa, Chordata, Actinopteri, Pomacentridae. The transcript is spliced from 9 exons.